GUGUGGCUUCCGCUCCCCCAUCGGGCCCCGCUGGCGGUGAGGGAAGAAGGCGGAAGUUGUGGGAGUGAGGAAGGCGGGCGAGCGUCGCGGUGCGCAUGCGCCGAUCUUCAUGGAGCGCCGAGGGGCUCCGAGGGACGGAGGGCAGCCCAGGUUUUGGAUGAAGUAACUCUGAAGAAGGGACAGUGAAAAGAAAAGAAGUCCAGGGUGAGAACUUCUGAUGCAUAACCGACUAAAGAAAUGAAGGGCAGGCAGCAGAAAGCAUCAGAGACAGAAGAGGGGACGGUUCAGAUCCAGGAAGGAGCAGUAGCGACAGGUGAAGAUCCCACCAGCGUGGCCAUUGCGAGCAUCCAGUCGGCAGCCACCUUUCCGGAUCCCAACAUCAAAUAUGUCUUCCGAGCAGAGAAUGGAGGUGCUCAGCUGAUGUACAGAGUCAUACAGGUGGCCGAGGGCCAACUGGAUGGCCAGACGGAGGGCAGUGGGGCCAUCAGUGGCUACCCUGCGACACAGUCCAUGACCCAGGCUGUCAUCCAAGGCGCAUUCACAAGCGAAGAUGCAGUGGACUCCGAAGCCACGGCCACCGAGACCCACUACACUUAUUACCCUGCCACCGCAGUGGCCGACACCAGCACUUCUGCCGGAGCAGGGACGACUGCGGUGGUCACCACCCAGAACUCAGACGCCCUUCUGGGACAAGCCACGCCCACCGGCACAGUGAAAGGACUUAAGAUGGCGUUUUGAAAGUGUCGGAGUUUUUUUUUUUCCUUUCU
Messenger RNA from Crotalus tigris (Tiger rattlesnake), 767 nucleotides. RefSeq names its product upstream transcription factor 1 (gene USF1). NCBI's taxonomy places the organism in Eukaryota, Metazoa, Chordata, Lepidosauria, Squamata, Viperidae. The coding region runs from base 238 to 738 and encodes 166 amino acids. Gene Ontology annotation, molecular function: RNA polymerase II cis-regulatory region sequence-specific DNA binding; DNA-binding transcription factor activity, RNA polymerase II-specific. The transcript is spliced from 7 exons. The record is from RefSeq and is a predicted model, not a curated record. Gene Ontology annotation, biological process: regulation of transcription by RNA polymerase II.